Molecule: messenger RNA, 1392 nt
Organism: Cylicocyclus nassatus
Lineage: Eukaryota; Metazoa; Nematoda; Chromadorea; Rhabditida; Strongylidae
Source: the annotation of a GenBank genome assembly
AUGCGAAAGGUGACGACGUCGAAGAAGCGAGCGUACCCAGCUACUCGUGGUCACUAUGGUAACGUCGAGAAUGCUCGAGCCACACUCGAAGCAUUUGAUUCGGAAUUGCUAGGCGUCAGAAACAUGACCGAUGGCAAUGCCGAUUGGGUCGCGCAGAAUUUACAUCGUCAGCGAAAGAUUUUGGAAGAAAAACAGCGGCAAAAACGUACUGCUUCCGCUACGAUAAGGUACAACCAAGUGCCUACCACAGGAUUCAAUUCAAUGGAUCCAUCUUGCGGGUUCGGGUUCGCCUCUCCACCCUGCUACGAUGGUCCACUGUCAGCUUGUGCAGAUCCCGAUGCUACCGGACCAACACUAGUCACAAUCCGAGGAUUUGAUACUCCCACAAACCUUUCCAGACCCGUAAGCACCAACAAGGAAUUUGGCAGAGAAGAUGAUGCUUCUCCGGUAAGCACAUUGGCGGAAAAGAUGGAGAGGGCCGAAUUGUCACCAUGUGUACCUAGUGAUGAAGAGGAGCUUGUGGGUCCAGCAUCUGACACUUGGAAAAACAAUGAGGAUAAGAGCGAUGUUGAAGAACAUACUCUACCAGCUGAAGAACUGCCCGCAUACGACGAAAUUGCUGCCAAUAUAGAGAAGUUUGUACAAGCACCAGCCAAGCGAAAUGUCAUUUAUAAAUGCUCGAUAACGCGAGAUAAAAGAGGAGUGGACAAAGGAAUAUAUCCAACCUAUUAUUUACAUCUUGAAAGAGAGGAUAAAAAGAAGAUCUUUUUACUGGCUGCCAGGAGACGAAAGAAAAGCACUACGGCCAAUUAUCUUAUUUCUACAGAUGCAACGGAUCUAAAACGGGAAGGAAGCGCUUUUGUAGGAAAAGUCAGAUCAAAUGCCAUAGGGACCAUGUUUACCCUCUAUGACUGUGGCGCGAACCCGAAAAAAUCUAAUAAUACUAGCGAUGUUCGACAGGAACUUGCAGCUGUCAUAUAUGACACAAAUGUGCUCGGCUUCAAAGGUCCACGAAGAAUGCAUAUCCUCAUCCCUGGGAUUUAUGAUAUCAAUACAUACGAACGCAAGUCAAUUCGACCUGUAGCGGCGAAGGAUACUCUGUUAGAAAGGUACCGCCAACGUCGAACAGACGAUAUCAUUGUGAUGCAAAAUAAAAGUCCUGUGUGGAAUGAAGAUUCACAAUCGUACGUCUUAAAUUUUCAUGGACGUGUAACACAAGCAUCAGUGAAGAAUUUCCAAAUUAUACACGAUCAUGACCCUGACUACAUCGUUAUGCAGUUUGGUCGAAUCUCAGACGAAUGCUUUUCCAUGGAUUUUCGCUAUCCACUGAGCGCUUUGCAGGCCUUUGGAAUCGCCAUGACGAGUUUUCACGGGAAACUCGCUUGUGAAUAG